AAUCAUGGAGUCAUCCAGCAGCAUGCGAUACGAAACACUCUCGAGCACCUUUCUGGUAUGCAUGCACCUCUGACGUGAAAUAGUAUUCAUCCAGGACCACAACACGUUCGACAGGUGAAAUACAGAUAUUGCUGAAAAACGAAAGCCUCUACGAGAAUCGUAUUCGAGAACUUUCAACAAAUUUAGGUGUUUUCCAAACAGCAUACUCUGCUAUGGAGGACCGCCUUCGAAGACAAGCGGAAGAGAAAAAUGAUUUGUUGCACGAAUUGAACGCCUUAAAAGGACUGGAAAAACGAGUUAUAUGUUUGCUUGAUGGCGACGGGAUGAUCUUCACGCAGGAAUUGAUGAGCCAAGGCCAGGAAGGUGGCCUAGCUGCUGCGAGAAAGCUGACCGAACGCGUUCGCCAAUUCAUAUCUACCAGUGAAGGAUUUGAACAAUAUCAACUUUGGGUGUAUCUCUUCUACAACAAACGCGGCCUUCUAGAGACGUUUGGCCGAGUGGGUCUGACGACGGUUAGAGCCAAGUUUGAUGACUUCAUGAUGGGCUUCAAUCAAGCUGCUGAGCGAUUUAUCAUGGUCGACGUAGGAGGUAGCAAAGAAGCUGCUGAUGCAAAGCUUAAAGUCCAUCUUGAAGAUAACAUCCGUCUUCCACACACUUACAAAAUAUUCUUUGGUGGAUGCCAUGAUAAUGGCUAUGUGCACAAUCUUCGUUCUGUCGUCACCUCGAGCCUCGGUCAUAAGCUUGUUCUCAUGCCUGGUUAUUCUGAUGUAGCGAUUGAUAUCAGAGCGCUUCAGCUACCCGAGCUCAGAAUACCCGAGUUGUUUAUCACAACUAAACUCGUGGCACCAUCUUAUAAUGUCAUCGCGACUGGUCCCCCGCCAGGACUGGCGCCUACUACUCCAAAAUUGACCGCAGCGCAACCUGUCUGUCCUCCUGCGACUCCACCUGGUAUCAACUCUUUUUCUGGAGAAGGCCAGGUAGCGAUGGCUCGACGUGGAAGUCUCCCGAGUUAUAAAUCAGCGCUGCAAACACCGCUAACAAUGUCGACGCGGUUUAACUGCCCAUCGAUGGAGUCAAGUGAGGGUAGUAGCGAGUCCAGCGAAGCAAGCGAGAUUCCGUUUCGCUUGCCGCGAUUGACCUCUCCUUCUCCACCGAAGCAGCGACGUAUCAAUAACCAACUGGCAUUGUCUAAGCAUGUUCCACCUCCGUGCACUUUAUUCUAUUUGGCACAAUGCAGGCACGGUCCGAGUUGUAAAUAUUCGCAUGAGUAUAUCUUGGAGGCGGAACACUAUCAAGAACUUGGAGAGAAUGCAAAGAAGACGCCUUGUAAAGUUACAAACGAAGGCGGAGAUUGUCCAUUUGGAGAUGAAUGUGUUUAUGGACAUAUGUGCCCGAAUGGAACAACUUGUUAUUACCUGAAGUUAGGAAAAUGUAAAUUCGUCGCUGCUGGUAUGCAUCGGCAACCGAACAACUGAAUUAACGCGCGCCUUCCAUUUUACUAUGAUAAAGUUUCUUGUUAUAACCAUUCGAGGCUGUCCUGCCGGAGAUGGGCUCGGCCUCGGGAAUGUCUAUUUGUACAUAUAUGCAUGCAGUCACGUCUUGACAUCAAGGUUCAGUUUUUGCUAACCUCCAGAUCAUCGCGGAGAAAAAUUAACAACGUAAUGCUGAUGGAAUUUUUCCAUUGACGUACUUGAGCACGUACAAGUGAUUCUCAACGAAGAGCGCGCACAUUCACUUGGUUCGCGUGACUUAGCCAAAUCAGUCUCAACUUCUUCGAAUGACAAUAUGACCUUCAAGUCGCUCACGAUAUGAUUGCCUUAUCUGCGGACUUCUCCAAUUGCACGAA
Molecule: messenger RNA, 1846 nt
Organism: Suillus bovinus
Lineage: Eukaryota; Fungi; Basidiomycota; Agaricomycetes; Boletales; Suillaceae
Exons: 9
Coding region: 213-1475 (420 amino acids)
Molecular function (GO): metal ion binding
Source: RefSeq, a predicted model, not a curated record